UGCAAAAACAGGGCAUAAUAGUAGAAAAUGUCCUAUUCGUAUGAGAAUCAACCAAUCUGAAUUUCAACAACAACAAGUUCAUCAGGAAGUCAGAAAAGAAGGCCCUUCUACACCUAGUAAUGCAACAGAAGUUUCAAGCAUUCUUAUUGAGAGCCUGGCGUCGGUGCAGUUCAAUUCCUCAUUUGUGGUCAAACAAAUUGCCAAUCAACUUAACCAGCCAAGGGCACAACCUCAACAACCACUGAGGAGUUCUGCAUUAAUUUUAGAGGAAGUUGGUGAGCAUUCUGGAGAAGGUACAAGGCCACACUUCAUCCAGAGAAUGGGAAAACAAUACGUCCCACUGUCAAGUUUACAAGAAGCGCUUUCUCAAAAUAGAAAGAGAGUGGGAAGUGGCGCACAUGCUAAGAAGAAAACCGUUUCUUAA
Lycium ferocissimum is the source of this 424-nucleotide messenger RNA. RefSeq lists its product as uncharacterized. The record is from RefSeq and is a predicted model, not a curated record. Bases 41 to 424 code for a protein of 127 amino acids. The transcript is spliced from 3 exons. NCBI's taxonomy places the organism in Eukaryota, Viridiplantae, Streptophyta, Magnoliopsida, Solanales, Solanaceae.